Messenger RNA from Pyrus x bretschneideri (Chinese white pear), 1210 nucleotides. RefSeq names its product EEF1A lysine methyltransferase 4-like. Bases 144 to 899 code for a protein of 251 amino acids. The transcript is spliced from 8 exons. Gene Ontology annotation, molecular function: S-adenosylmethionine-dependent methyltransferase activity. Lineage: Eukaryota; Viridiplantae; Streptophyta; Magnoliopsida; Rosales; Rosaceae. The record is from RefSeq and is a predicted model, not a curated record.
CAAUACGAAACCCGACCUCACUUCCCCAUUCUCUCUCUCUCUCCCUCUCUCGUCUCGUACUUUCAUUUCCUUUCGCCGACUGUUCACCAACUGAAGUCUAGUCAAAUCCACUGAAAUCAUCAGAGCAGCAGCAGGAAAAGGAGAUGUUGAGGGACGAGUCGAGCUGCAACACCUACAACUAUAGCGACGCCCUCUACUGGGACGCCCGCUACGUCCAAGAAGGUGGCUCCUUUGACUGGUACCAGCGCUACUCUUCCCUCCGCCCUUUCGUCCGCCACUUCAUCCCCAUCUCCUCUUCUGUUCUCAUGGUCGGCUGCGGCAAUGCCGUUAUGUCCGAGGACAUGGUCAAGGAUGGAUAUGAAGACAUAAUGAACAUUGACAUUUCAUCAGUGGCUAUCGACAUGAUGAUAAGCAAAUAUGAGCACAUACCUCAGCUGAAAUACAUGCAAAUGGAUGUUAAAGAUAUGAGUUUCUUCCCAGAUGAUUCGUUUGACGGUGUCAUUGAUAAAGGAACUCUUGAUUCACUGAUGUGUGGCAACAAUGCUCCAAUUAGUGCUGUUCAAAUGUUAGGGGAAGUGAGCAGGCUUCUUAAACCUGGAGGGAUCUAUAUGUUGCAGAUAACGUACGGUGAUCCUAAAGUAAGAAUGCCUUAUUUGAGACGGCCAGUGUACAACUGGAAAAUUUGUUUGUACAUUAUACCCAGACCAGGAUUCCAAACGCCUGAAGGCUGUGGUUUGUCAUCAAAAUCAGAUCUGGAACCCGUUCCUAUCACCGAGAAGGGCUUACUUCCAGCUGAUUUUGUUUUGGAAGAUCCAGAUUGUCACUUCAUAUAUGUGUGUAAAAAGGACGAUGCGGAGCUAGUAAUGCACCAACAUCAGUUGACAGUUGAUGACUUAUAGUAGUCACUUGCAGCGAAGAUAGCUCGUGCCCUGUAUACUAGCAUUCAGGCGCGUAUCAUAGUCAUUUGUAUGGUAAGUAUUGUUGUACCACCUGCUAAUCGUGUUCGUCCUUGGGGUGUCUGUAAGCGAGGAUUUUGUUCAGUGCAUCUGCCUAGAUCUUAGGCAUGAAAUUCUAAAACAAAUGACUCAAUAAAAUAAAAGCCCCCAUGGACACAUUGUCCUCAUCUUUUGGUUUCAUGUAUUGUAUCAGUUAGCACUAAGUGGCUACCGAGAACACUUGCAAAAUAAAAUUGUGAUAUUAGUUUUUUUUU